Messenger RNA from Carassius gibelio (silver crucian carp), 2282 nucleotides. RefSeq names its product adhesion G protein-coupled receptor B2-like. Gene Ontology annotation, cellular component: membrane. NCBI's taxonomy places the organism in Eukaryota, Metazoa, Chordata, Actinopteri, Cypriniformes, Cyprinidae. The transcript is spliced from 13 exons. Gene Ontology annotation, biological process: cell surface receptor signaling pathway; peripheral nervous system development; negative regulation of angiogenesis. The record is from RefSeq and is a predicted model, not a curated record. Bases 1 to 2247 code for a protein of 748 amino acids. Gene Ontology annotation, molecular function: G protein-coupled receptor activity.
AUGUGUGACACUAUCACGAGCGGCUGGUAUCGGCUCUUCCUUCGUGGCUUGAGUGUUAAAAUCUCAGACACCUGUGUUGCAUAUAGUCGCUGUGGCACUAAUAUCCCACUGUGGAUUCGUGGUGGACACCCAACAAUUGAGGAUGGAGUCGUCACUCGAGAUGUCUGUGGUAACGCUGGCAGUUACUGCUGCUAUUAUGGCUCUUACCCCAUUAAAGUCAAAGCUUGUCCAGGAAAUUAUUACGUCUAUGAGCUGGUUAGUCCAACUGUCUGCAAUGCAGCAUACUGUGCAGAUGUUAGCAGCAUUAACACCAGCUCUUCAGCAGUCAUACCAGCGUCUCUCUUAACUGAUUAUUAUUCUGCUGACCCCUGUUACAACUACACUGUGCUGGACGAUCAGUGGAGAGCCAUCAAUAAUACAUAUUCCUCCUCCUACUGUGACACCAGAGUCACCUGGAGCGGCUGGUAUCGUCUCUUCAUUAACAGUGUGAGCGCUCACAUCCCAGACACAUGUGUUGCUCAGUAUCGCUGUGGUACUAAUAUCCCACUGUGGAUUCGUGGUGGACACCCAACAGUUGAGGAUGGAGUCGUCACUCGAGAUGUCUGUGGUAACGCUGGCAGUUACUGCUGUUAUUUCGGGUUUUACCCCAUUAAAGUCAAAGCUUGUCCAGGAAAUUAUUACGUCUAUGAGCUGGGACUGUGCACUGUUACUGCUGCCUUUUUGCACUUCUUCUUUCUGGCCUCUUUCUGCUGGGUGCUGACAGAGGCGUGGCAGUCCUACCUGGCUGUGAUUGGCAAGAUGAGGUCCCGCCUCAUUCGCAAGCGUUUCCUGUGCCUGGGCUGGGGUCUUCCAGCCCUUGUGGUCGCUGUAUCUGUGGGUUUUACCCGGGCCAGAGGUUACGGCACGCCAAGUUAUUGUUGGUUGUCUCUGGAAGGAGGGCUGCUCUAUGCAUUUGUCGGCCCCGCUGCUGUCAUUGUACUGGUGAACAUGCUGAUUGGGAUAGUGGUCUUCAACAAGCUCAUGUCUAGAGAUGGUAUCUCAGACAAAUCCAAGAAGCAGAGAGCAGGUCCGCCGUUGGAAGCGCGUAACAGGCUGCUCCUGAAAUGCUCCAAGUGCGGCGUGAUCUCCAGUACCGCCCUGUCCAGCUCUACCGCCAGCAGUGCCAUGGCGUCGUUAUGGAGCUCUUGUGUGGUUCUCCCUCUGUUGGCACUCACAUGGAUGUCAGCUGUGCUGGCCAUCACAGACCGCCGAUCAACCCUCUUCCAGGUGCUCUUUGCCGUCUUUGACUCAGUCCAGGGAUUCGUCAUCAUCACAGUGCACUGUGCCAUGCGCCGAGAGGUACAGGAUGCAGUGCGCUGCAGGAUGGGUGGGUGCAAAGACGACAGUGAAAACUCUCCAGACUCCUGCAAGAACGGCCAGGUGCAGAUCAUGACGGACUUUGAAAAAGAUGUGGACUUAGCGUGUCAAACAGAAAGAGGACAUCCAUUCAUUUUUAAGGAGGUAAACACCUGUAACCCUGCUACCAUAACUGGCACUCUAUCACGCAUCUCCCUGGACGAUGAGGAUGACCCAAAGUUGUCAGCUCACCAGGAAGGCGUUAAUUUCAGCAGCCUGCCUGGGAACAUCCCACCUCCUAAUCUCCUGGUGCAGGUACCUCCUUUGGGUCCGUUGAAUGAGCUAAGCGAGCAGCCACUAAAGAAGGAGGUUAAUGUGGAGCAGCAAGGUCAGCAUCAACGAUCUGGACCCAUCUACUUGUGCACAGAGAGCGGGCUGGGUUGGCCCCGACCAAACCCUUCUUCCACCCAGGAUUCAGCUGGUGGUGUUGGUGGGGAAGGGGACUACAUGGUGUUGCCACGUCGGACAGUCAGUCUCAAGCCCCCUCCUCCAAUCCAGGAUGAGGGGAAGCCCCUGAACAUUACAGUAGAUGACCCUCCCUUUCCUCCACCCCCUUCACCCCUGACUCUGCAUCCAGCAGAGAGUGAGGCAUACCCUGCAGACUUUGCAGCUGUGGACCACAUCAGCAUGAACCUAAACCGCUCCUAUGGCACACUCAAACAGUUGCCAGCCCACACCGGGCACACACAUUCCCACACCAACACCCACACCAUGCAGGUCAAGCAGAAUCGUCCCUCUGUCCGGCAGAUCCUCACCUCGGGGACAGUGGAGCGCACCAGAACCCUUCCCCGCAACCUGGGCAGCACCAACACCAGCCUCUCGGCUGGAUCUUUGGAAGUAAGUAAGGGUUAAAAAAGGGGUUCAUUCUUUUUAAAUCUAGAAGCAUC